This is a messenger RNA of Saprolegnia parasitica CBS 223.65, 1324 nucleotides long. RefSeq lists its product as hypothetical. The transcript has 2 exons. Bases 14 to 1324 code for a protein of 436 amino acids. NCBI's taxonomy places the organism in Eukaryota, Oomycota, Saprolegniomycetes, Saprolegniales, Saprolegniaceae. Gene Ontology annotation, cellular component: cytoplasm; membrane. The record is from RefSeq and is a predicted model, not a curated record.
GCCACUCUUUGCGAUGCCAUCGGAGGUCGCGUCCUUCUUCGGCGGGCCGCUCGCGGUCAACGUCUUCCUGCUGGGCGCUGCCGGAAACCUCUAUGUCUUCCAGCGCAUGGGCUUCCCGCUCGAACGCGUCAUGGGCGCCAAGGACGGCGACCUCCCGACGGCGCGUGGCCUCGGCGCCUUUGCGGCGCUCCUCUUCGGCAUCCUCGGGCUGCUCUACAUCGCCUUUCGCCGCAGCCUCGUGCUCGUCAUGGCCAAGUUCCACGAGGUCGCGCUCGUCUUCUACUGUCUGGUGGUGCUGCUCUUGCUCUUCGCGCCGUUUGAUGUCUUGCACCGGCGCGCGCGCAUGUUCCUCGGCAAGAAGCUCUACAAAUGCGUGUUUCCGCUCUCUUGGAAGGGCACGGCGACGCUGCGGCUGCCGAUGACCGAGACGCCAUUCGUCGAAGUGUUUCUCGCCGAUGGGCUCACGUCCAUGUCCAAGGUCUUUUACGACGUUGCGGUCGGCGUCCUCAUGCUCAUGGAGUCCCUGGACGGGCGCCAUUCGGACUGGUACGGCGCCAAGAUGAAGCCCCACCCGCUGCCGUAUCUCUGUGCAGCGUGGCCAUAUCUCAUUCGCGCGACGCAAUGCCUCAUCUCCUACCGCCGCGCGCCCCUCGCCAACGACAAGUUCUUGCAUCUCCUCAACACGUUCAAGUACGGAACGGGCCUUAGUGUCAUCGUCGUCGGCGCGCUCCCUGCGAUCUUUGGCACGGCGCCUGCAAGUACGAGCUUUCUUGUCCUCGAUGGACAGACCAUGUUCCUCCUCUGCGCGUGCUGCAACUCCCUCUACUCGUUCUUCUGGGACGUCGUCAUGGACUGGGGGCUUUGCCAGCCAGCUCCCGCGCCGAGCCGAGACCUCGAGAGCCACGUCGUCACACCAGUGCAGCACUACCCGUACUUGCGUCAGCAGCUCCACUACAAGAGCCCGUUUGUGUAUUAUGUCGCGAUGGGUGUCGACGGCGGCCUUCGCAUCCUCUGGGCAACGUCCAACUGGGAGUGGGUCGACCUCGUCGGCGCCGAGUUCAAGGUCGUCAUGCAAGUCGCAGAAGUGCUACGCCGCUGCAUGUGGAACUGCUUUCGCGUCGAGUGGCAGUGUGUGAAGCACGGCUUUGAGCUCCGGCCGGCCGACGUCCAGAAAGCCUCCGGUCUGCUCCGGAGCCGCAAACCAAAAAACAGCAAUGACAAGCUCAAUGUGCUCGAAGAGACAGCGACGACGCUGGACGCCGACAGUGAUGCAGACGACGAUCAUGCUACCAAGCCUUCCGACGACCAGAAAUUUGUGGCGUAG